This is a messenger RNA of Macroventuria anomochaeta, 1225 nucleotides long. RefSeq names its product mitochondrial carrier. The transcript has 3 exons. Lineage: Eukaryota; Fungi; Ascomycota; Dothideomycetes; Pleosporales; Didymellaceae. Bases 22 to 1125 code for a protein of 367 amino acids. The record is from RefSeq and is a predicted model, not a curated record.
CAACAUCGUUAGCAAAAUAAGAUGGCCUCGCGUCGUGAUCUAGAGAACGGAUCAAUGCCAGAUGAACGCGCGCCUUUGUUAGUACCUCAGCGGACUGAAGAGCAAGGGACCGCGCCACCAGAAGAUGACGACGUAGCACCAAAACCUCAAUCAGAGGCCUCGAAGAGAUGGGAAUAUGCUUGGAGAGGCUUCUGGAUUGUGGUUGCGAUUUUGAUCAUUGCGGUGUUUGUGAAGGGUUGGAUAGAGGCUGAUGAUGUCGACUUUGAUCUAAAAGGAGCUUUGAAGCGAGCUCUAGGCGGAGGUCUGAGUGGUGCGGCAGCCAUGCUCUUGCAAGUCUUACUGUUGAUGCCGAUUCGCACCAUCAUGAACUACCAGUACCGUCAUGGAACAUCAUUGACCGUUGCAACAAAGACGCUUUACCAGGACGGUGGAUACGGCAGGUACUAUGCAGGUAUGGGAGCAGCGUUAUUCCAAGGUCCCAUUGCACGAUUUGGUGACACAGCGGCCAACGCUGGUAUCCUGGCUCUCCUCCAGUCCAAUGGAUACUUGGCGGGACUACCCUCGCCCAUCAAGACCAUUUUUGCGUCUCUCUGUGCCGCUGCCUUCAGGAUGAUUCUCACACCUAUUGAUACCCUGAAGACCACCUUGCAAGCCGAAGGAUCCCGUGGAACAGCAUUACUCCGUCAGCGCAUCAAGACCGAUGGGAUCGGCAGCCUCUGGUGGGGAGCUUUUGCAACAGCCGCUGCGACUUUCGUUGGCCACUACCCGUGGUUUGCAACAUACAACUUGCUUUCAGAGGUCAUUACUGAGCCACCGAGGAGCAACAUCGUCCCUUGGCUCCUGAGGGCGGCCUUAAUCGGCUUCUGUGCUUCGGUCGUCUCAGACACAAUAUCGAACUCGCUGCGUGUAGUGAAGACAUAUCGACAAGUACACGACACCCAAGUCUCGUACACCGAAGCUGCAAGGCGAAUUAUUCGUCAAGAUGGACGACGAGGGCUAUUUGGGCGAGGCCUGAAAACGAGGAUCAUUGCAAACGGUUUGCAAGGUAUUCUUUUCUCUAUCUUGUGGAAGCUGUUCCUGAAGAUUUGGGAAGACAAGACAGGCGACAACAAACGCGCGCAUUAAGUAAGUUCAGCCUGCGCAUCAACAUUUUAGCGACAGACAGACAAAGGUACAGACGGUGUCCGGUUCACCUUGCAGGUUGUUUUAAGUCAAGUCAAAUCUG